Rhododendron vialii is the source of this 1767-nucleotide messenger RNA. Its product is annotated as protein DJ-1 homolog A. Gene Ontology annotation, biological process: protein deglycation, glyoxal removal; guanine deglycation, glyoxal removal. Gene Ontology annotation, cellular component: cytosol; nucleus. Gene Ontology annotation, molecular function: protein deglycase activity. NCBI's taxonomy places the organism in Eukaryota, Viridiplantae, Streptophyta, Magnoliopsida, Ericales, Ericaceae. The record is from RefSeq and is a predicted model, not a curated record. The transcript is spliced from 8 exons. The coding region runs from base 67 to 1410 and encodes 447 amino acids.
UCGUUUCUAAAUUACUAACAAUUUGCGCGCACGCAUCGCGUGUGCAAAAGCGGCUUUCUAUACGCAAUGGCAAUGGCAUUGACCUUACGUCCCCUCACCCUUCUCUCUCUCCCCUCUCCCGCAACUAUAACUCUCACUCCCAAUCGCCUACUACGGAGACCCACCCAGCUCUCCCACUCACUCUUCGCCUCUCGCUCCGGCAACAAGCACUCCUCCAUUUCAGUCAUGGCAUCCGCUGCUCGAAAGGUUUUGGUGCCGAUUGCGAACGGGUCGGAGCCGAUGGAGGCGGUUAUAUACAUCGACGUGCUGCGGCGAGGCGGCGCCGACGUCACGGUGGCGUCCGUCGAGAAGCAGCUUGGCGUCGAUGCUUGUCACGGCGUUAAGAUUGUUGCCGAUGCCCUGAUAUCUGAAUGUGCUGAUACCGUCUAUGAUCUUAUCUCCCUUCCUGGUGGAAUGCCAGGUGCUGCCACUCUUAGAGAUUGCAAGAUUUUGGAAAGCAUGGUGAAUAAGCAGGCAGCAGAUGGACGAUUCUACUCUGCGGUUUGUGCAGCUCCUUGUGUGGCACUUGGGUCGUGGGGUUUGCUGAAGGGGAAGAAAGCAACUUGUUAUCCAUCUUUUAUGGAGCAAUUAUCAUCUUCUGCUAUCACAGUUGAAUCACGAGUCCAGCAAGAUGGAAACGUCAUAACAAGUCGUGGACCCGGGACCACGAUGGAGUUAGCUGUAGCACUGGUUGAGCUAUUAUUUGGGAAAGAUAAAGCUGAUGAAGUGUCUGGACCACUGGUGAUGCGUCCCAAUCCUGGAGCUGACUAUGUUGUGCACGAGCGAAAUCCAAUGGAGUGGACAUUUGACACUUGCCCUAAGAUUCUUGUCCCUGUUGCUGAUGGCAGUGAAGAAAUGGAAGCUACUAAUAUAAUUGACGUUCUCCGACGGGCAAAAGCAGAAGUUGUGGUGGCCUCUGUGGAAGAAAAGCUUGAAAUUGUUGCUACUCGGAAUGUGAAACUAGUUGCAGAUGUUUUCCUUGAUGAGGCUCUCAAUUCCUCGUAUGACCUUGUUGUGUUGCCGGGUGGACUUCGGGGGGCCCAAACAUUCACUAAAACAGAGAAACUGGUAAACUUGCUAAAGAAGCAAAAGGAAGCGAAUAGACCUUAUGGAGCCAUAUGUGCAUCCCCAGCUCAUGUCUUGGAGCCUCAUGGCUUACUCAAGGGUAAGAAGGCCACAGCUUUCCCUCCAAUGUGCGACAGGCUGUCGGACCAGAGUGAAAUUGAGAACAGGGUGGUGGUUGAUGGCAAUCUCAUCACCAGCAGAGGGCCAGGAACUUCCAAGGAGUUUGGCCUGGCAAUUGUGGAGAAGUUUUUCGGGCGCGAGAAAGCCCUAGAGCUUGCAAAGGCCAUGAUUGUUGUGAAACCAUAGAUCUCCUACACGGUGUGUUCCCUUCCCCUCCCCACUUCUACGAACUUGGUGCGGGGACUUAUAGCUGAGGUCCAUAUCCUGGUAAGUUAUUAAGUGUCUUGUAUUGUCCUAUAAAUGAAGGAGUUAGAAGUUUGUGCAUGAAUGGAGGAGGUACGCAUUUGGACUGCCUGGUUUCACCUUGUGAUGGCAUAUGGUGUUUUUCAACUAUUUGCUCGAUAUUGUCAAAACGUUGGUGUCAAGGUUUUGUAAUGUAAGUCAUAAAGCUCUCUUGUAUGGCUAUCUUUUUUCCUUGGAUUGUUACAUCUAUGUUCUUUUCUUUGGAUCACAAACAAUUAAAUUUCUGGGUGGACUUCUUCU